Aphis gossypii (cotton aphid) is the source of this 1744-nucleotide messenger RNA. RefSeq names its product lanC-like protein 3 homolog. Bases 429 to 1646 code for a protein of 405 amino acids. The transcript has 4 exons. Gene Ontology annotation, cellular component: plasma membrane. NCBI's taxonomy places the organism in Eukaryota, Metazoa, Arthropoda, Insecta, Hemiptera, Aphididae. The record is from RefSeq and is a predicted model, not a curated record. Gene Ontology annotation, biological process: peptide modification; carbohydrate metabolic process.
UGUAGAAAAUUACUUUUUUUUUUUUAAUUUAGGAGAGAUACAACUAAAAGUAAACUAAAUAGUUAUUACUGUAGUUAAAAAUUAAAAUAGUCUAAUAGACAAUAUUAAAAAAUUUUAAAGAAAACAAAUAAUACGAAUUUCGUUUGGACAAUUAAUGACAUUAAAUAGAUAAUAAUUAUUACUCAAUAGAACUUGUACUUAGUUUUUAUUAUUAAAUUAUUUGAGAAAUGUUUUGUGAAGUAUUAUGUACAGAAUUGACUAUAUGUGUAUGGACUACGCUUUUGUAUUUUUAUAAUUAAUAUAAUAUGUGUAAUAUGUUAAUAAUUCUUUUAUAAAAUAGUAGCUAGAUAACUGGUAACUAGUCGUUUCUAUGACUGCACUCUGGUUUUACAUAAAGUGACUCAGGUAAUAAAGUAAUAUUAAGGAUAAUGGCAAAACGUUAUUUCAAUAAUAUAUAUUCUAAGAGUCAUGAGAGUGAUUUAUGUGUAAAUGACAAAUUUUGGAAAGAUAAAGUGAAUAGCUUAAUGCAACUUGUUGAUCAAAAUGCUUCAUCAUCAUCAAAAAACACUUUGUAUACUGGAACAACUGGUAUUGCAUAUAUGUUUUAUCAUUUAGCAAUAUCAAAAGAAUUUAAAAACAAUUCUUCAACCUAUUUGAAUAAAGCAGUCAAAGUUUUAAAAAUUAAAGAAAAUAGUUUUAAGCAGAAAAAAUCAAAUCAGUUUAUUUGUGGAGAUGCAGGAGUAAACGCUGUAAAUGCUGCAAUAUUUAACCAGAUUGGUGACACAAAAAUGGCUGAAAUGUAUUUAAAACAUUUUGAGAAAGGAGUGACUAUUUGCAAGCCAAUAGAUUCUUUGAAACCUGGAGAAGAUGAAUUAUUUGUUGGUCGUGCAGGAUAUCUCUAUGGAGUUCUAUGGUUGGAAAAAGUUUUUGGAAAAAAAAUAAUACCGGACCAAGAUGUUAUUGACAUAUGCUCAACGAUUAUAGAAUCUGGUCGUCAAUAUUCAAAAAUAAAUAAAAGCAUGUUUCCCCUUAUGUACUCAUAUCACGGUAAAGAAUAUUUAGGAGCAGCUCAUGGCCUAUGUACAAUUCUUCAAGUAUUAAUUUCAUUUCCUUGUUUUAUUAAAAAUGAACAAAAAGCCAUGCAAGAUAUUAAAAAGUGUAUAGAUAUAUUGAUAUCCUUACAAACAUUCACUGGUAAUUUUCCUACUAAAAUACAGGAAUUAGGAUCAAAACAGAGACCUGAAGAUGAUGAAUUGGUUCACUGGUGUCAUGGAGCUCCAGGUGUUGUAUACUUAUUAGCUAAAGCAUAUUUGAUUUUUAAAGAACCGUCAUAUUUGGAAUGUUGUUUAAAAUGUGGAGAUUUGGUGUGGACAAAAGGACUAUUAAAAAAAGGCCCUGGUUUGUGUCAUGGUAUAGCUGGAAAUGGAUAUGUUUUUUUACUAUUAUAUAGGUUGACCGGGGAUACAAAACAUUUAAACCGAGCAGUACAAUUUGGUAAAUUUAUAUUCACUGAUGAAUGUAUUCAAGGAUCUAGAAGACCAGACAAUGUGUACAGUUUAUACGAAGGAUUAGCUGGCACUGUGUGCUAUUUAAGUGAUUUAACUCAACCAGAUAAAGCUAGUUUUCCAUUUUUAGAUGUGUUCUAAUAAAAUAUUUUGAUAAUAUCUUAAGGUUUAUCUGAACUUGUGAUUUUAGUUUAUUAUGAAUGAAAUUGUCUAUUAAAAAUGCAUGUUUAUCACAUAAA